Trematosphaeria pertusa is the source of this 547-nucleotide messenger RNA. RefSeq lists its product as uncharacterized. The transcript has a single exon. The record is from RefSeq and is a predicted model, not a curated record. NCBI's taxonomy places the organism in Eukaryota, Fungi, Ascomycota, Dothideomycetes, Pleosporales, Trematosphaeriaceae. The coding region runs from base 190 to 513 and encodes 107 amino acids.
AAGGAGUGGUCGGUCAGUGAGGUUCGAAACAACAGCCAACGGCAGCCGGUAGCCAGCUGCCUUAUAUACAGCCAACCCGCCGUGUCCAUGGCCCAAACUUGGGCCCCGUAAUAGUGAAGCGCAGCUCAGCCACAGAAAAAGCAGUCCAAGGCCCCUCAACCUCAACGCGGCUCCAGCUGCCCCUCGUCAAUGACAGACAGUCGGAAAUUGCUUCGCUGCCGCACGGCAGCAACACAUGACAGGCAACACCGCGGGGGGCACUGCUCACAGAGUGGUGAGACGGGCUUUCGCCCGGGCCGCGUCUCUGCCCUCUGGUUGUGGCUUUGCGGCGUUGGCACCAGUGCCGCGCGACGUUGCUGGGCAAGCAUUGUCAGCGGGAGAGUGGGAUGGAGCAAUGGAAGGACGUCGUCAGACGGCGGACGGGCCCACGGCACUGCCGUGCCCUGUUCCUGGAAUUGUCCGGAGCAAUCACGUCCGUAUUCGAGCCUUCUAGCGCGCUUGUCGAGCGAUUAGCGAGCUGGGGUGUCCUUUGCUGGUCAGAGGGCAA